GCUUCGUUCACGGAUUCCCGUCUCGAAGCAGGUCAAACAUGAGAGAGAAGUGGCGUAAGAAGCGUAUGCGUCGUCUGAAGCGCAAGAGGAGAGCCGCAAAGAAGUAGACAAGCUGCUUCAUCUCCAAGACGUUCAAUUUUGCUGUCAAUCUGCGAUCUCGGCUUCACCGUCUCUUCAACGAUCGUCAUCGGGAUUGCUCGUCUCCUUGUUACCUACUCCAUCUGUUACAAUGAACGUUCGUUCAAAUUUUUGUUUUCAAAAAUUUAAUAAAUGCUCAUUA
This is a messenger RNA of Caenorhabditis elegans, 280 nucleotides long. RefSeq names its product 60S ribosomal protein L41 (gene rpl-41.2). The coding region runs from base 39 to 107 and encodes 22 amino acids. The transcript is spliced from 2 exons. Gene Ontology annotation, biological process: translation. The record is from RefSeq and is marked reviewed. Gene Ontology annotation, molecular function: structural constituent of ribosome. Gene Ontology annotation, cellular component: ribosome. NCBI's taxonomy places the organism in Eukaryota, Metazoa, Nematoda, Chromadorea, Rhabditida, Rhabditidae.